AUGAGCGAUGAGAGAACGAGCCUUGUUUGCGAACUGGUGAAGAGGAACUCAACUUUCUUUUCUGUUAUGUUCUUUGAGGACCUUUUCCCAAAGUUAAGGUGGUUGGAUGUGCUUUUAGGAUCUGAAGCCAAACUUAGAACUCACUUCAACACAUGGGAUUCUCUUUUGGAGGAGUUUAUAGAGAAUCAUCUAAAUAGGUGCAAGGAUGGGGGUGACAGCAAUGGCACGAAUACGGAUUUCAUUGAUAUUUUGCUUCAACUGCAGAGAGAUUCGAACACGGACUUUGUCCUCACAAGGAACCAUAUCAAGGCCAUACUAAUGGACAUGUUUGCUGCGGGAACAGACACAUCAUUCAUAACCCUUGAUUGGAGUAUGGCUGAACUUAUUCGAAAUCCAGAAGUGAUGAAGAAGGUACAAGAUGAAGUGAGAGAAAUAGCCAAUGGAGAUGAGAUGAUAACAGAGGAACGUUUGGGCCAACUAAAGUAUUUGAAUGCUGUCAUAAAAGAAGUUCUUCGUCUCCAUCCUCCUGUUCCCUUACUGCUUCCCCGAGUGUCAACCGAAGCUUGUCAAAUGCAAGGAUAUAACAUUCCGAAAGAAACAAGAGUCAUCAUCAAUGCAUGGGCUAUAGGAAGAGAUGGAGCUUAUUGGGAUUCUCCAGAUGAGUUCAAACCAGAAAGAUUUUUGGACAGUACUAUAGACUAUAGAG
Molecule: messenger RNA, 706 nt
Organism: Dendrobium catenatum
Lineage: Eukaryota; Viridiplantae; Streptophyta; Magnoliopsida; Asparagales; Orchidaceae
Product: cytochrome P450 71A1-like
Exons: 2
Molecular function (GO): heme binding; monooxygenase activity; iron ion binding
Source: RefSeq, a predicted model, not a curated record